AUGGAUGAAGACCAGCGUACUGCUGAAACAGAAGAUGUCAUUGAGUCCAUCAAGGAACAUCAUGAGAUGAAGGAAUUAUCUUCCCAUAAUGUGAUGUUAAGCGCAUUGGCGGAUGCUAACAAGACCCUCGAGAAGCUUACGACUUUGCAUAGCCGUACCAGCAUUGAGUUCAUUUUACUUGCUGUACAAGGAGACACUAAACACUGGAACCAGCCUCAUAUUUUCAACACCACUUGUGCAGCAGAGUUUUUUGAUUCCUGCUUGAAGACUUCACUAGGAACGCUUGCUUUCCGCUUCGAAGGAUAUUGUGUUGCAGGUGUGCAAGGCCUUGCGAAAACACAUGUAGAAGAGGUCCUUGACUUGAAGAAGAACUUGAGUGAAAUGAUCUUGCAAAAGCUUUAUGCUGAGUUUGGAGAUUGGGAGACUAGCAGGCUUGAUGCCGCUAUGGCUCAGAUGUCUGACAAUACUAAUAUAGAUCCCUCGACAAACAAUGUGGCACUGCUUCCUGGUUCGCAAUCAUCCGACUUAGCUACAGAGGCCAAUGGCUCAUCUACACUCACGCCUAUCCCAGUUGAUCAGCCCCCUCCACCAGCACCACAACACAGGAAACGGCUGGCAGCAGAGCUCACUGGUGUCUUCUCUGCCUCAGCAGAGGGAGUCGUGGUUCAGAAGAAAGCCCACAAAGAGUGCUCCGAUAAGGGCAAGAAGCGCAGUCCAAGGAAAGGCACCAGGGCGGCUACUCCUGCAGCAGCUUCCGCAUCUCCCCCCGACUCCGCUGUCUCUGCAGAGUCUGUUGACUCUGCUCCAGGUACUGUCUCUGGGCAAACUCCUCCUCAACCACAGUACCUUUCCUUCAUCUCCUGCCUUCAGGUAGCCUGGUGGUGUGUGCAUGUAUAUUUCCUCCUUGACAUCGGCAUAAAGGUAGGUGCUCUUAAUGUCCACUUGGUGGAUUUCCCAGUCGCGUUGAGCUGCCAUCCCUAG
Messenger RNA from Suillus paluster, 981 nucleotides. RefSeq lists its product as uncharacterized. The coding region runs from base 1 to 981 and encodes 326 amino acids. NCBI's taxonomy places the organism in Eukaryota, Fungi, Basidiomycota, Agaricomycetes, Boletales, Suillaceae. The record is from RefSeq and is a predicted model, not a curated record. The transcript has 4 exons.